Molecule: messenger RNA, 677 nt
Organism: Cryphonectria parasitica EP155
Lineage: Eukaryota; Fungi; Ascomycota; Sordariomycetes; Diaporthales; Cryphonectriaceae
Exons: 1
Coding region: 111-422 (103 amino acids)
Source: RefSeq, a predicted model, not a curated record
UCUUCUUUGGAUCCUGCUUCCAAUUUUUCCAUUCUUGACAACAUGGUAAACAAACUAGGGAUAGAAUAAGGAUAGAAAGGACUCUUUUUUCUUCUUCUUUCAUUCUUAUCAUGGGUAGGCUGAGGUGUGGGGGCGGACUUUUGUCAAUGACUGGGUUCUUUUUUAACGAAUGGAAAUGGGUUUGGAGGGGGCACGAUACCACACACAUAGGGAUUUACGGAGUUCUUUUUGCGGGUUUUGCAUUUACUUCUACUUCUUCCAAGUUUUUACCAUUAGCCCCUCCCAUUUCACAGGAGAGAGGUUGCAUUCAAAAUUCUUCACUUGUUGAUCAUGGCGAUUGUUUCUUCUUUCUCUUCAUUUGUCCUUCUUUCUUCUGCUUUUUGCAAAAAGAGAAGGAGUGGCUCAUUGAUCUGGUCCUGUAGAUAGACCCUUGAUACCAAAGAAAUGAGCAAAUGAUGAGAGGAUUCAUGUGUUGGGUCCUCUAGGGACACAGAAAGAAAAAGAUGAGGGGUCUUUCUUGUUUUGAGGGUCUUGUGUGCAUGAGAUCUUUUUGUAUGCGAGGUGGAUUGUUUAAUGAGUGACUGGACGAGUGAAUGAAACCUGACGCUAAGGGGAACGAAUAGACUGGCACUGACUACUGACUCCUUGGACUCGGUCUAAAAUAGGACAAUCAUCAG